CGAGACUCACCGCCACACUGUAAACAAACACGACAGUUUUCCUUUCGACGGAAAGACAGAAGUAUAAGAAAGUUAAACAGGCAGACAGUUGUACGACAUUGCGUUGCUCUUCGGAGGCACAAUCUGUGAGCUGCGUUUCGCGGCGCUCUUUGUCUUUAUUUGCAUUUCAUUUGCAUGUCUUUGAACGACGCUCUUUUUUCUCGAUUGCGUCGCUUCGAGUCGCUCUGCUGCGCGAUUUGCUCUUUUCUCCUCGUUUCAGACAUGGUGAAACAGUCCAAGGCCAAAACCUUCCAGGCAUAUCUGGACUCGUGCCAUCGCAGGUACAGCUGCGUGCACUGCCGUGCUCACCUGGCCAGCCAUGACGACCUCAUCUCCAAGUCUUUCCAGGGCAGUCAAGGACGCGCCUACCUGUUCAACUCUGUGGUUAACGUGGGCUGCGGACCGGCAGAGGAGCGGGUUCUGCUGACAGGUCUGCACGCCGUGGCGGACAUCUACUGCGAGAGUUGCCACACCACCCUGGGCUGGAAAUAUGAACAGGCAUAUGAGCAGAGUCAGAAGUACAAGGAAGGCAAGUUCAUCAUCGAGCUCUCCCACAUGAUCAAAGACAACGGCUGGGACUAAAGUCGGCACUCUGAGAAACCACCUCCACCCAGCUGCAUGUAAAUAACUCAGUCCAGGACAGAAUGUGAAAAAAACAGGUUUGGUUUGAAGUAUCCUGUUGAAAUUAAUAUCCCAAAGUUUCAUGUGGGAACACGUGGAAUACGCCGGAAUGACGCUUCUGCUGUUGUGUAGCCUUGCUGCCAGUAAAAAUUUAACAUCCAGCUCCACCUUUCAGUUAAUUCCCAGAGUCCCAUGUUGCUCGGGACAUUUCUAAUUAAACCGCUGGUCGCAUUUAAUUCAGUGCCUGUCGGUGCUUACAUCCACAAUUUCAUUCUUUUGUCAUAGCUUUUUGUAUGUUUAAUUAAUUUUAUUUUUGUUCAGUGGAUGUGUGAAAUAACUGUAUUUUGCAACUAAAGGCACACAUAGUGACAAAAUUAGAUGACUUGCAGUAUGAACAUGAAAAUAGUUUGGUUAUGGAGAAUGCGGAGCUACAAAUGAAAGUUUGUUCAGGGCAGAGAAACACGUUUCUCCGACUGUCACUCAGCUGGCAAGAAAAAGUGCUGCUGUGCUCACUAACCCGUGGGAUGAUUUCUGUGCUGUAAUGUGUGUGUAUAUAUGUAAAAUAUGAAAAUAUUGUGUACAGAAUACAUGUCCAAGAAUGUAUAAGAGUUUGAGCCUCAAACAUUACUGUCAUGAAUUAAUAUCUACAAUAAUUAUGUAAUUAAGAUUUUUUUUUUCCCCUGAUCAUGUCUGAAAUGAAACUUGUUAAACAUGGCUCAGUUUGUGAAGAAUGCAAAAAUUGGCACUAUUUAUGAGCAGUAAGAUAUACUGUCAAUGCAGCUUCUACACGAUGUGUUUCGUUCAGGCUCAACUAUUAAAUUAUGAUCAGUUCUUAAAAUAACUCUCUUCUCAUUUUUGUAAACC
Messenger RNA from Scleropages formosus (Asian bonytongue), 1524 nucleotides. RefSeq names its product protein yippee-like 3. The transcript is spliced from 5 exons. The coding region runs from base 175 to 621 and encodes 148 amino acids. The record is from RefSeq and is a predicted model, not a curated record. Lineage: Eukaryota; Metazoa; Chordata; Actinopteri; Osteoglossiformes; Osteoglossidae.